Hirundo rustica (Barn swallow) is the source of this 1365-nucleotide messenger RNA. RefSeq names its product retinol dehydrogenase 16-like. The record is from RefSeq and is a predicted model, not a curated record. Gene Ontology annotation, molecular function: oxidoreductase activity. NCBI's taxonomy places the organism in Eukaryota, Metazoa, Chordata, Aves, Passeriformes, Hirundinidae. The transcript is spliced from 4 exons. The coding region runs from base 406 to 1365 and encodes 319 amino acids.
AACCUGAGGAGAUUUCCCUCUAGGCAAAGGACCAAGCAGGUUCUUAUAGAAUCCUCCUCCUCUGCUUCCUCCUUCUCCUCCUCCUCCUGCAGAGCUGGUUGGAUGGGGGGCUGUCCUGCUCCAUCACCACAUUUGGGGUCAUUGUCCCCCAGCAACACUGGGAGAGAGGGAAAGGCCCAGGGUUGGUGCUGCUGGCGGUGUCUGGAGGGUUCCACCAAAUCCAGCUCCGUGGGGCAUUGGGAUCCACCUGCUAAGGAGCGCAGCAGAGCCCCAGGCACAGGGAGUGGUGCAAGACAAAGCCGGGAAUUACAAAAAUUACAAACCGAGAGGACAGAAUUCACCCCGGGUGUCGCAAUCCUGCCGCUAUAAACGCGGCCCGAGCGCGGCCGGCGCCGCUGCCCGAGGAUGUGGCUGUACGUGGCGGCGGCUCUGCUGGGGCUGUUCCUGCUGCGGCGCUGGCACCGGGAGCGCCAGACGGUGCCGCGGCUGUCGGAGAAGCACGUGCUGAUCACGGGAUGCGACAGCGGCUUCGGGAACCUGCUGGCCCGGCAGCUGGACGCGCGGGGGCUGCGGGUGCUGGCCGCCUGCCUGACCGAGGCCGGGGCCGCGCAGCUGCGGGCAGCCACCUCCAACCGGCUGCAGACCGUGCUGCUGGACGUCACCUCCAGCAAGAGCAUCGCCGAUGUCACCGCCUGGGUCCGGGAGCGCGUGGGUGAUCGAGGGCUCUGGGGGCUGGUGAACAACGCAGGGAUCGCCAUCCCCACCGCCCCCAACGAGUGGCUGACCAAGGAGGACUUUGUCAAGGUGCUGGACGUCAACCUGGUGGGGCUGGUGGAGGUGACGCUGAGCCUCCUGCCGCUGGUGCGGCGGGCGCGGGGCCGCGUGGUCAACGUGGCCAGCGUGAUGGGCCACGUGUCCUUCUUCGGUGGCGGGUACUGCAUCUCCAAGUACGGCGUGGAGGCCUUCUCUGACAGCCUCAGGCGGGAGCUGCGUCCCUUUGGGGUGCAGGUCUCCAUCAUCGAACCUGGAGGCUUCCAGACCGGGAUGAUCGACCCCGCGCCGCUGGUGGACGGCUUCGUUCGCCUCUGGCAGCGGCUCCCGGCAGAAGCUCAGGCCGCCUACGGCCGCCGCUACCUGGACAAAUAUGCCGAGAGCACCACGCUGCUGCACCGCCUGAGCAGCUCCCGCCUGUCGCUCGUCACCGAUGCCAUGACACACGCGCUGCUCUCCCGCUGCCCCCGCAGCCGCUACGCCGCCGGCUGGGAUGCCUGCCUCAUCUUCCUGCCCCUCAGCUACUGCCCGGCCUGGCUGUCCGACACCAUCCUCGGCCUCUUCCUGCCCAUCCCGGCCAGCGCGGUCCCCUGA